AGAGUCUUCACGAGAAAAACUUGAAGAAUCCAAAAUUUACGAAAUAUGAUUAUGAUACUUUUCUUAUGCUUAAUACUUUUCAUAACAAUUCUCUUCUUCAAAAAACAGACCACAGGGAAGAAUUCAAAUCCUGGCUCUAUAACAUUUUCAUCCCCACCGGGACUUCCAUUGAUUGGAAACCUUCACCAGCUUGGCCGUCACGCUCACCGAUCACUAUGCUCUCUCAGCCACCGUUAUGGUCCUCUCAUGCUCGUCCACUUUGUUCGUAUCCCGGUUCUUGUAGUCUCUUCUGCCGAAAUGGCUAAAGACGUUUUGAAGACGCAUGAUCGUGUUUUUGCUAGCCGUCCACGGUCUAAAAUCACCAAGAAGCUUCUCUACGGUGAACGUGAUGUGGCCUUAGCUCCAUAUGGAGAGUAUUGGAGACAAAUGAAGAGUGUGUGCGUACUCAGUUUGCUCAGCAACAAAAUGGUACGAUCCUUUCGAGACGUGAGACAAGAAGAGAUCAGUCUGAUGAUGAAGAAGAUCCGGAAGUCGAGUUCUUUGCCAGUGAAUCUAAGCGAGAUAUUGAUAAGUUUAACGAAUGAUGUGAUAUGUAGAGUUGCUUUAGGACGAAAAUAUGGCGGUGAAGUGAAUUUUAAAGAGUUAAUGAAGAGGCUUACAAGGCUACUAGGAGCUUUUAGUGUGGGGAGUACUGUACCAUGUCUUCGAGAUAGGAAUGACUUUGUGGAAGUGUUGCUUGCAAUUCAGAGAGAGAAGAGCGUCGGGUUUGAAAUCGACCGGUUAAGCAUAAAGGCUAUCGUCUUGGAUAUUUUUGUGGGUGGUACGGACACAUCGUAUGCACUUAUGGAAUGGGUAAUGACAGAGCUUCUACAUGACCCCGAGUGUCUGAUCAGACUUCAAGAAGAAGUACGUAUGAUUUGUAAAGGCAAACCGUGUGUAUCAGAAGAAGACAGUCAAGAAAUGAAAUACUUAAAAGCUGUGAUCAAAGAGACAAUGAGGCUACAUCCUCCACUUCCAUUGAUGGUUCCUCACAAAUCAACUCAAGAUGUCAAGUUAAGAGGCUACCACAUACCUGCCGGUACAGAGGUUAUGAUAAAUUCAUGGGCGAUUGGGAGAGAGGCUGCGACAUGGGGACCAGACGCGGAGGAUUUUAGACCAGAGAGACAUUUAGAUUCGUCUAUUGAUUUCCGAGGUCAGGAUUUUGAGCUGAUUCCAUUUGGAGCAGGGAGAAGGGUUUGUCCAGCAAUAUCAUUUGCUGUGGUGUUGAAUGAGGAAGUUGUGGCUAACUUAGUGCAUCAGUUUGAUUGGAGAUUACCGGUUGAAUCUACAGAAGUUCGAACAGGUGUUGUUGAGUCAACAGAAAUAGCAGUUCACUGCAUGUUCCCUCUUUUUGCCAUUGCAUCAACUACUACUUGACUAAGGCAUUAUAUAUGAUAGUUGUGUAAUGUG
Molecule: messenger RNA, 1449 nt
Organism: Camelina sativa (false flax)
Lineage: Eukaryota; Viridiplantae; Streptophyta; Magnoliopsida; Brassicales; Brassicaceae
Source: RefSeq, a predicted model, not a curated record